Molecule: messenger RNA, 2175 nt
Organism: Danio rerio (zebrafish)
Lineage: Eukaryota; Metazoa; Chordata; Actinopteri; Cypriniformes; Danionidae
Source: RefSeq, a predicted model, not a curated record
CUCGGCCCCUCCUUUCUCUUCCGCUCAGAUGUCCUUGUAGCUAUGGAAACUCAUCAGCGGCAGCAUCCUCCAGAUCGUCCACCCGCUUCUUCGUCUGGACAGCUAAGCUAAACCUGCAUGUGAAACAGCGGCUCAAAAUGGCGUUCGGCCGUCAAACGCUUUCCCUGGUGCUCUUCUGCUGGCUGUGUAACAGUGCUGCCUUUGCUGUAAUACUCCGAACAACUGAGAAAUCUGUGUGGGCAAAUGAAUUUGAGUCAAUCGAACUGACCUGCUUGAUAGAGUCCAUUUCUACAAACAAUCCUCGAAUUGAAUGGAAGAAAAUAAAAAACGGUGUACCCAGUUAUGUGUACUUUCAAAACAAAAUAUCAGGUGACCUGGAGCACAGGGCUUUGCUGCGAGAGCCUGCAAACCUUCUGAUACUGAACGCCAGCAGAUCAGACACAGCACAGUAUCGCUGCGAGGUGGCCGCCAUUGAUGACCAGAAGCCUUUUGACGAAAUAUUAAUCAGUCUAGCUGUAAGAGUGAAGCCUGUAAUCCCCAGAUGUAGUGUGCCAGAUGCAGUUACUGUAGGUUCAAGCACUGAACUGCGCUGUAUUGAGAACGAAGGCUUUCCUCAGUCACAGUACCAGUGGUUCAAAAACAGCGAGGAGCUGCCCGAGGACCCAAAAACCAGCAGCAAGUUCUACAAUUCCUCAUACAUCAUGAACAUUGAGACUGGCUCUCUGAAAUUCCGGUCGGUAAAGAAAGAGGAUGCGGGUGAAUAUUAUUGCCAGGCCAGAAAUGAAGCCGGAUGGUCAAAAUGUAUUCGACAGAGCAUGGAAGUGUAUGACUUGGACAUUGUGGGAAUAUUUCUGAAGGUUUUGGGUGGAGUUGCAGCAUUUAUUUUUGUCAUUGUGGGAAUUUGUCAAAUUCAGAAAAGUGGUUACUGUUCCUGCAAAGAUCACAGAGAAACCAACUACAAAGUACCCCAACAUGAAAACAGGAUGGAGUACACCACUCCAGAUGAGGGACAUUUUCGCCACAAAUCCUCCUUCGUCAUCUAGAAUCAAAGACGAGGAGAUGUACGCUUCAGCUGUUUGAAAGCCUGAAUUGUGAACUGUCUGAUUUUAUGCAGAGGUGCGACUUCAUGGUUUGCCAAAGUUAUUACUGAAAUGAAAACUACUGUGUUAAACUGGGAAUUUUUACUCCCUGUAUUUUCAUUUAGGCAAACAGGAAUUAGUUAGAAAUAAAACGUUUACAUAUAAAAGUUUUCAAUACAGCAUACUCUAAUUUAUAACAGUUAUAUGCAUCUUAUUAAGGUAACAAGUCAGUUUCGGCGAAUCUUAUGCAGUAACAAAAGUUGAGUUUUCAAAUAAUUGUGAAUUUCUGUAUGACUUAAAAUGAGGCUAAUGAAAUGAGUUGUUAUCAUAGCAAGGUCUAAAUUACAUCCAGAUGCUGCUGUAUUUUUUUCCAAAAGUAGUCAACACACAAUACCAGUGCAAGAAUUUACUUCUUCAAGGUAAAUGUGGUAUAUCCCACUGGAAAUAUAGUGUGUGUGACUAUGUGAAGAACCCUGUCAGUGUAAAUGUGUACAAUGCCAUGCCAAGACUGUUCAUCUGGGUCACUUUUUGACGAGGAUUUCAUGUGUUAGUGUUUUAGUAGCAUUUCGUUCACAGACAGUAGAUUCGUAGCAUUUCAGUUUGAGGUUUAAUCAAACAUCUCGGUAAAGUCAGUCGACUUGGUUGUGCAAGAUGAUUCGUUUAUUUAGUUUCGUUUUCGAAAUACUCCUCUAGAUACAGAUUACGCACUUGUGGCUUUUUCAGAGUGCCAUUUCUGUGUUUAAGUGACCUUCAAUGCUUUAUAAUUGUUUUAUACGUUUUGGACAUAUUGUCCAGGUUUUUUGACUGGGUGUUAUUGUUUUAAUCUAUUUAUAAUAUAUACAUAUAUAAACUCGUACAUUGUAGUUCACUUCAGAAUAGUAGACUGUGGGCCUUGUCACAAGAAUAAACAUGAUAAUGUGGAAGUAAUCAACAUCGUCUUUUAUUUCAUUUUGUUUUCAAAAUAUGAACCAAUACUGUGUAUCUACAGUAAUAUGACCAUCAAAUUGACUUUGUUUUGAUUAAUUACUGUGGAAGUGAGUUAUUAACUUGAUAUUUGACAACCAGAAUUUGAAAUAAACUCAUUAUUUGCAUCAAA